Molecule: messenger RNA, 1830 nt
Organism: Zingiber officinale
Lineage: Eukaryota; Viridiplantae; Streptophyta; Magnoliopsida; Zingiberales; Zingiberaceae
Product: salutaridine reductase-like
Exons: 5
Coding region: 756-1685 (309 amino acids)
Cellular component (GO): membrane
Source: RefSeq, a predicted model, not a curated record
AAUCUCAAAUCUUGCUACAAAUCUCAAAUCUUAUGUCCACAUUGAUUCUAGUUUUUUCGUCUUCAGCUUUUUAGUCUCAUAAAUCUCUCAAGAAACCUUAUACAGGAUUCUCUUAUUUUAGAACAGAUGAUGAAGUUGAUACAAGCAUGCAAGUCUCUAUUACUAUUCUAAAGACCAUUUUCUCUAUUGACUUUGGGAUAGAUUAACGGAAUAGCCUCUUGCGACGUGUGUGAAAUCAUGUGGACUUUCUUUCCAUUGGAAUUUGUAACAACCAAAGCAACCUCUGCAAGUAAACUUAACGCAGGAUUCUUCAGUUUCAUUUAUUCAAAUGAUUCUGUCUCAUUCAAUUUAGUCAAGAAAGAUUGCUAUGCUAUUUAUUGGGGGGAAUUGCGUGAGUAACUCAGUUUUCCAUCUUCUUUCACUUAUUAAAUUUAAUCUAGUUUUUUUUCCCUAAUGACUUGAGAAAAUUUGAUUCUCCUUUUCUGUAAUUGCACCACAUCAUUCAUUUUCCGUCAGACAAAUUAUAGCUUAACAUCUUUGACAUCAUCUUUGAUAUCUCAAUAGUAUCUAAAAAACAAGGUGUUACCUAAUUUCUUGUUAGCUGACAACCCGUGCAGAACUUGACUGUUAGCUAGCGGAGAUUGUUAGAUAUGGAUGUAUAAAAGAAGAGCUGCAGGCCUUGUUAUUUCCAUCAAAGGCAAGCUCGUUUAGUAACUGGCCUUCAGAGCUGUUCUAAGUCUUCUUUUUCAUCAGCCAUGGAAGGAAGCAUCGGCAGCCCAAUAGAGAGCAGUUGCAGGAUCGCAGUGGUUUCUGGAGGCAACAAGGGCAUUGGACUGGAGAUAUGCAGGCAAUUAGCGUCCAGCGGAGUCAGGGUGAUACUGACAGCCCGAGAUGUGGCACUGGGAAUGGAAGCUCUGGAGAAACUGAAAGAAUCUGGACUAUCGAAUGUAAUCUUUCACCACUUGGAUGUGACUGAUGCCUCCAGCAUCGAUUCGUUGGCCGACUUCAUAAAGAUUCAGUUUGGAAAACUCGACAUCCUUGUAAAUAAUGCUGCAGUUGGAGGAUUAACUGUAGACUUCAGUGCUCUAAAAGAAUCGAGACCCACGGAUCAUGAGAAUGAACGAGACACAGGUGAGAUACCUGAGUGGCUUCAGCCACAUGUCGUGCAGACUUACGAAAUGGCAGAACAGUGUCUGAGGACCAAUUACAAUGGCAUUAAAGCUGUCACAGCAGCAUUGAUUCCGCUUCUCCAAUCAUCUGAUGAAGGAAGGAUCAUCAACGUGUCAUCCACCCUGGGGCAGCUUAGGGUUAUUCCAAAUGAAGAGCUUCAGAGGGAGCUGUCGGAUGUGGAUUCCCUGACAGAGGAGAGGCUGGAUGAGGUGAUGCAGCUGUUUCUGAAGCAUUUCAAGGAUGGCGAGUUGAGGAACCAUGGUUGGCCAACCAUGGCGGCGGCGUACAAAGUCUCUAAAGUGCUCAACAAUGCCUACACUAGGGUUCUUGCCAAGAACCUCCCGAGCUUAUGCGUUAACUGUGUGAAUCCUGGCUUUAUCAAGACGGACUUGAAUUAUAACAGCGGGAUCUUGGGUGUUGAGGAAGGUGCCAGAGGACCGGUGCUGUUGGCACUGGGAUGCCAUGGAAAAGCCACUGGUCUUUUCUUUGAUCAGGAUAAGCUCUCAGACUUUUGACCUGUGGAUGGAGCUUGUAAUUGAUAUAUAUGGCAAAGCAUCAGUUGUUAUCAAAUUGAUCGAAAAUGGAGUAUUAUUUAAAUAUUUGUUAAAAUAAUUAGAGUUUUUUUUUUUUACUUUUUUUAAUGAUUAACUUAAUUCACCA